Pseudogymnoascus verrucosus is the source of this 1760-nucleotide messenger RNA. RefSeq lists its product as uncharacterized. The record is from RefSeq and is a predicted model, not a curated record. Lineage: Eukaryota; Fungi; Ascomycota; Leotiomycetes; Thelebolales; Thelebolaceae. The transcript is spliced from 3 exons. The coding region runs from base 258 to 1604 and encodes 448 amino acids.
UGUGCGAGCUUAUUUAGUCAUCGUAACGUUGUUAUAUAAAAUCUUCACCUCCAGUUCCGGGCUUUCCGGUCUGUUUAUUAUUCCCGCCACUCUUCUUGAUUUCAAAUGCCCAUACUGCGCCAUGGGAGCACUGAGUAAGGGAUGCGAAUCCUGCAAACGAAAGAAGGUCAAAUGUGACGAGACACGUCCACUGUGUAAUCGGUGCCGUAAGGCAGGCAUCGAGUGCCCUGGUUACAACCGACGGCUUAGAUUUGUGGAUGACUCCCCGCAUCGAACGCUCCAUAGCUACCGCUCAUGUACAGUUUCACGAAUUCGCAGAAGCAACAAGGAAUUCUCACUUGGCAUCUCCUUCGAGUCGAAUUAGUCGCCCCCCGCGUCUUAAUCCCGCCACUUUAGUUACAAACACGUUACCAUUGACGGCAUUUAAGGAUGAUAUAUUCAUCUCCUAUUUAUAUUCCAAAUUAUUCGACUCGAAUGCUCUCGGUGAUCGGUGUGGGUUGCCGGCAGACUGGGUUCUCGAGCUAGCCAAUAACCCUCAGAAGUCACGCUAUAAGUCAUGGGAUGCUUUGGCCGCUAUUGUGUUUGGGCAAGCUCACCAGUGCAAAGAUGUGAUACUAACUUCAAAGGAGCUGUAUCAGCAAGCAUUGUCAGAGCUCAGAUGUGUACUUUCAAAUGCUAGCGAUCGUUGCACGGAUAGUACAGUAGCGUCUAUGACAGCUCUUUGCAAGUAUGAUAGACUACUGUCUGCGACGGGUGGAUAUUGGGUGCUACACGUAGAUGGCCUUAAAGCCCUUUUAGAGUCGAGAGGCCCAUGGCAGCAAAAGUCUUACGCGAGCAAGACCAUCUUUCUAGAGCAUCGAAUUAUGCUAGUUACGGAAGCAAUUAUUACCAGCCGGAGCACAUUUCUUCGUUGCCCACUUUGGAAAACGGUUCCGUGGGAAGACGACCCGGCAUCGAAAUCACCCAUUGAUUAUCUGGUUGAUAUCGGGGCUGAUAUUACGGAAUAUAUUGCUCAGGCAAAGAUAUUUAACAGCAAAUGCAACCAGGGGGCUGAAAACACCAAUCUUAAAUUUCAGGUUGCUAGUUCUCUUGAAGAAUUAAAUACAUGGUGGCACCACUGGGAAGCGGAGCAGACUGAGCCUGCCUCAGAACUAACAUCACAUCAGGAUACCAACGAGUCAAUUUUUCAUACGCUUCUGGAGUAUGACACGUUGUGGACAGCAUUUACGGUUUGCUACUAUGAUGCAAUUCGAAUUUUGCUAUUACAGUUGUGGUAUAUUCUCCGGCCAUUCCCUGGCCCAAAAAUCAUUCUAGAUGAGCCAAACCGAACAGCAUUGCUCGGCAUAACAUCCAACAGCAAACGACUUGCUCGUGAGAUUCUGCGGUCUCUAAAAUAUUGCUAUCGAAAAUCACAGCGCUUCAUAUACACUUCCAGCUUCUUGUUUAUCCAAGACGUAGCAUACGGGUGUUUUUACCAGGGCUCGAAAGAGGCUGCGUGGGCUGGGCGACACAGCUGGGCUGAGCUUGGGAGUUUUGAUAAUAUCGAGGAGGCAAAUAUUUUGAGAAAACUGCUACCUCUGGGCAAUCUAAAAGUUAGAAACUAGAAAUCUAUACAAAUCACAAAGUACAGCACAUGAACCCGCAACUACAUUCUAUCAUGACCAGUUCCCCCUAAUAAUAUCAAACCGCCUCCAAAGAUAUCUUGGAGAAGUCGGCGGGAUCCAAGACAGGCUCCAUCUUGCCAAAGGAGUAGACUCCGA